UAGAAGUAGUAGAGCAUGGAUUUACGCUUUGAAUGCAUCUUCAAUGAAAAAAACUUCAGCGAAAAUGAGGAUGAAAUGCACUACUUUGCAGUAAAACAUUGUUUAUGAGUACCCUAAAGCGUAGGUCUACUUAAAAUUUGCGUCUCAAAAUUAAGACUAUAUUUAAUAUACAUAUUUCAUACCCGCAUGUAUGAGAAAUGUCUGGUAACUUUUGGGAGAGUUCGCACAAUCAGCAGUGGCUUCUGGAUAAACAGGACCUGAUCAGAGAACGGCAGUAUGAUUUAGGAAUUUUAACUGAAGAAGAGUACCAGAAAAUUUUCAUCUUCUUUUGUAAUUUGAUUCAGGUACUUGGGGAGCAGCUGAAGCUUAGGCAACAAGUGAUAGCCACUGCCACAGUUUUCUUCAAACGUUUCUAUGCCAAGAAUUCUCUGAAAUGUAUUGAUCCUUUGUUGCUUGCUCCAACAUGUGUCUUCCUUGCUUCCAAAGUUGAAGAAUUUGGUGUAAUAUCCAAUAGCAGACUUAUUACUACCUGCCAGACUGUUAUAAAGAAUAAAUUCAGCUAUGCCUAUACACAGGAAUUUCCUUAUCGUACAAACCAUAUCUUAGAAUGUGAAUUUUAUCUUUUGGAAAAUUUGGAUUGCUGCCUCAUUGUUUACCAACCAUAUAGACCACUGAUGCAACUAAUACAAGAUAUUGGGCAUGAAGAGCAGUUACUGGGACUGGCAUGGCGAGUUAUAAAUGAUAGCCUACGUACAGACGUGUGCCUGCUAUAUCCACCAUAUCAGAUAGCUUUAGGGUGCCUUCAGAUUGCUUGUGUAAUUCUCCACAAGGACUUAAAAACGUGGUUUGCUGAGCUGAAUGUUGAUAUAGAGAAAAUACAGGAAAUUGCUAGGUAUGUAAUUAACCUAUUUGAGCUGUGGAAAUCGUAUGACGAAAAGAAAGAUAUACAAGCUUUGCUUGCCAAGAUGCCUAAGCCCAAAACACAACCCAGCAGAUAAUGAACUUAUGGUUCUUAGAGGCAUUCAACAAUCAUGGUGAUACAUAUAGAUAUAUGAAUUAAACAGCAGCAUUAUUUUAUUAUUGUACUAAUUAUUAUAAUGCAUUAUGCAUUAUAAAAAUAAUUGACUAAAUGUUUAUGUUAAACAUUUUUGAUGAAACAGAAAUUGUGAUAUCUGAGAUAUUGAGUGUGUACUCCUGACUCUUUUAUAUCACUAUGUGCAUUUAAGAAAUAAAAUAUUUUUAAUGUA
Molecule: messenger RNA, 1247 nt
Organism: Schistocerca serialis cubense
Lineage: Eukaryota; Metazoa; Arthropoda; Insecta; Orthoptera; Acrididae
Gene: CycC
Product: cyclin-C
Exons: 5
Coding region: 198-998 (266 amino acids)
Biological process (GO): positive regulation of transcription by RNA polymerase II
Cellular component (GO): nucleus; mediator complex
Molecular function (GO): cyclin-dependent protein serine/threonine kinase regulator activity
Source: RefSeq, a predicted model, not a curated record